Zingiber officinale is the source of this 2500-nucleotide messenger RNA. Its product is annotated as zinc finger CCCH domain-containing protein 53-like. The record is from RefSeq and is a predicted model, not a curated record. Gene Ontology annotation, molecular function: RNA binding; metal ion binding. NCBI's taxonomy places the organism in Eukaryota, Viridiplantae, Streptophyta, Magnoliopsida, Zingiberales, Zingiberaceae. Bases 517 to 2067 code for a protein of 516 amino acids. The transcript has 7 exons.
UGUGCGUCAUGUCAUUAAACCGCGAGUAGAUCACCAUCCUCAUGCAUGCAUUAAUAAUCCAUGCAGCUCCACUGUCAUCUUCUAAAUUGCAAGUCAAAUUUGUUGGUUGAAUCCCAUCAGAGAUGUAAUAUGAAGCUCCAUGGCAUCAACUACUAGAAGCGGACAGUAACAAAAGCGAAAGAGGAGAGGGGAGAGAGUGGAGAGGUCUCAGGUCUGACCAUGGCGAUGCCACUUGGAUCUGUCUCCGGGAAAAAGUAAUAAAGGCCUUUAGCGCUUUACCUUGGUUUUCUGGCAACGAGCUAGCCCGCAGCUAAGCUAUGGAAGCACGCGACGUCGGCGUUGCAGUCGGUGCAACAAGAAGACGAAGAAGUUGUGAAUGAGAGAUGAUAAGAGAAAGAGGGUUAAAAAGAGGGCUCUUUGAUGCUCUGUCGCUUUCUUCUGGUGGUUUCAGGGCGGCUUUAACAGCGGAAGUGGAGAAAAGAAGCUGCUUGCGUCCAUUUGCUUACCGCCGCCGCCAUGGAUGGCUUCGAGGCGACGAGGGUAGUGAUGUCGAGGAUCCAAGCCCUGGAUUCGGAGAACGCCCACAGAAUCAUGCGGCUGCUCUUGAUGCAGGAGCACGGCCAGCAGGGGAUGAUUCACCUCGCCUUCGCCCCUGACGCGCUGUUCCAGUCGGUGGUGGUGAGAGCAGGCGUGGAGCUCGGCGUCGCCACUGGAACAACUUCCGCCGCAGCUUCGCCGGUGCUCCUCCGCCAGAACUCCUGGGCUCCACCGCCCUCCGUCUUAUCCCGCUCCAACAGCGGCACCGCCCGCGAUGGGUUGAGCGAUGAGCAAUGGAGCUCCGACGAGCUCGUUAGCCCUAAUAAUCUCGGUCUCUCACCCUUCUAUGGCGGCGUCGGAUCCGAUCUAAUGGAUGAAGUAUUCCUCGGUGAUUACGGCGCGGCCGCCCGCAAAUCGGACCCUAAUGGCGGCGAACCGUUCCACCUCGACAUCGAGCACCGGGGCCCGAGCGGGAACGGCAUGAAGUGGGGGACCAACGGCCACCACCACGACCGGAGCAUCUCCGGCGACGGGUUCGCCUGGAAGCCGUGCGUCUACUUCGCUAGAGGCUAUUGCAAGAACGGCAACGCCUGUCGGUUCCUUCACGGGCUCCCGGAGGACGGAGCCAGCGCCUUGAAGCUCAUGGCAUCGGCGUUCCCCUUCUCGCCAACUGGUUCGGUGCCGCCAUCGCCUUCGUCGUUCUCGAGCCAAAGAGCAACAACUGCUGAGGCCGUCGCGGCGAUGAUGCUGGCGGGGGAGGAAUCUCAUAACUUCAUGGGUAGAACAAGAACUGAAAGAGGCAAUUUGAUGACGACUAAUCCUGGCUCGAGACAGAUUUACUUGACGUUCCCAGCCGACAGCACAUUCACUGAACAGGAUGUCUCCAAUUACUUCAGCAAUUACGGGCCGGUGCAAGACGUGAGGAUCCCUUUCCAGCAGAAGAGAAUGUUUGGUUUCGUGACCUUCGUCUACUCGGAGACCGUAAAGCUGAUCUUGGCCAUGGGGAAUCCUCAUAACGUCUGCGAUUCUCGGGUUCUCGUCAAGCCUUACAAGGAGAAGAUCAAGAACCCUGAUAAAUUCAGAAAGCAGCAGCAGCAGCAAGCUCAAACCUUUGAUCACCUUCAACAACUUGCAGUACCGAUGUUGUCCGAUAGUGGCAGUUACAACCACGAGCUGCUUCUGAGAAGAAAGCUACAAGAGCAGCAACAAGCAGUGGAGCUACAGCGAUCCAUCGAGCUGCAAUGGAGACGAUUUUCGGGUCUCCAGCUUGACUUAAGCGACAGAAGCUUGUCCUCAGCUUCAGCUUCCAUCAACUCUCCCUUUGUGGCUGUUACUAGACCGAUCAGUAGUGUGGAUAGCAGUAGCAGUGGGACUAACUCACCAAGAGAAGAUAAGAGCCCUCGUGUCGCAGAACCAGAAGAGAAGACAAACAAUUUCGAUAAAGAUGAUGGUUUGCUAGAAAGCAUUGACCAUGGCUUGCCUGAUAGCCCAUUCGCCUCACCGAUCGUUCAUGCUGGAUUCACUCUCUAACGACGAAGAUGGUUCACCCCCCGUUGACAUUGUGAAUACUAGCCAUCUCAUUCCCUCUGCAUUACUGCUUAUUACUUCUUCGCUCGAUAAGCCCUCGUUUAGGUGAAACCACUAGUAACCUGAGCUUUGCAUGGUUCAAAUCGACAUAGAUUCUUGCUCUGGUCAAGCAGCUACUGGAAUGUGAAGCUCAAAAUAGACGCUGAAGUCUCCGUUAGCUUGUUGUGAUCCUUUUUUAUUAUUAUUAUUAUUAUUAUUACUCACCUGUGCUUGAUCAGAUUGUAUUGGCACAUAGUAAAGCAGAAAAGGAUAGUGGAACGUAACAAAAGUAAAGUUGGAAAAAGCUAUUUUCCAAUGAUUAUGUUUCUCCCUUUUUCUCUUUUCCUUUUGCCGUGUAAUUGAUGCCCUGAAACCUUAAAGGACAUGAUUGAUAAUA